AUGGCGAACCCUCUCGAUACGGAUGCUGGCUCCGAACUUUUCAGCUCGUAUGAGGCGGAGCUCAAGCUCGUACAUGCUGAUCUGGCGCAAAAGCUGGACCAGAUCCCCGAACUGAGUGGUGAACCGCGCAAGGCUGCCGUCAGCCAGGCUGAACGCGCCUUGGAAGAGGCAGAUGAACUGCUUGGCCAAAUGCGCCUUGAAAAGCAAAACAUCCCUACGUCUGCACGAGCCAAAGUCAACCAGCGCUUCCGCAACUACGAAGCCGACGUCGAUGCAAACCGCCGAAAGCUUACGAGCCUCUCCACCAACCGAGCGGCCCUGUUCGGUUCACGCUACACCGACGAACCGUCCGGAUCAACGGAUAUCAAUCUGGAACAGCGACAGCAGUUGCUGUCGGGAACUGAACGACUCGACCGAAGCACACAACGACUUCUCAGCAGCCAGCGGCUCGCCAACGAGACAGAAGCUAUCGGAGCUGAAACGUUGGCCGAUUUGCACAGGCAGGGCGAGACUAUUCGCCACACGCACGACACUCUUUUGGACAGCGAGAAUUAUGUCGAUCGCAGCGUCAAGACCUUGAGGGGGAUGGCUCGGAGGUAA
Molecule: messenger RNA, 600 nt
Organism: Trichoderma aggressivum f. europaeum
Lineage: Eukaryota; Fungi; Ascomycota; Sordariomycetes; Hypocreales; Hypocreaceae
Exons: 2
Coding region: 1-600 (199 amino acids)
Biological process (GO): intracellular protein transport; intra-Golgi vesicle-mediated transport; Golgi to vacuole transport
Cellular component (GO): ER to Golgi transport vesicle membrane; SNARE complex; late endosome membrane
Molecular function (GO): SNARE binding; SNAP receptor activity
Source: RefSeq, a predicted model, not a curated record